Molecule: messenger RNA, 2225 nt
Organism: Hydra vulgaris (swiftwater hydra)
Lineage: Eukaryota; Metazoa; Cnidaria; Hydrozoa; Anthoathecata; Hydridae
Product: probable tRNA (uracil-O(2)-)-methyltransferase
Biological process (GO): tRNA methylation
Molecular function (GO): tRNA (uridine) methyltransferase activity; metal ion binding
Source: RefSeq, a predicted model, not a curated record
GUAAAAGUUUUGUUAGGUUUAUUUAUCUGUCUUAUUAGCUUAGUGAUGUUUGUUAUAAAAGAAAGUGUAUGUUUAAGUUGCACAGUAAAUGAUGUGCUAGAUGCCAUUGAUGUUUGGUGCGUAAAACCUCAUGUUUUAAAUAGAAGGCUUGCUGGUUGUGCAUACAUAUUUCAAAGAGAUUUUAAUUGUGUUUACUUGGAUAGUAUAUUGCCCAUUACAGAAUUAAAAUGCUUUAUUAAUGAAACUGUUCUUAAUGAGUUAAAAAGACUUGUGGAGUCCUGUUUUAAAACAAAAGAGUUAUCAGGAAAAUGUAUACUUAGAAAGCUUCUUCCAAAGUGUUUAGAUCGAUAUGAACCGAUAGUUGAAUUUGUUAUAAUCAGCACAGAUUCAUCUUUUUUAAAUGCCUUAUUUGUGCCAUUAUGUGGAGUUGAGGGACAAGAAACCUUUCUUGAGUAUACCUAUUGUUUAGAAUUUAAUCAAGAGGCUGCAAGUUUAUGUUGUUCUACACUUAAUAAAUGUGAUUCAAACUUAUCGUUUUCAAAAGUUUCGUUAACAUCAACAGAUUGGUUGUCAUUUCAUCUUUUACCAAAAAUAAAAGCAUGGUCAUUGGCAGCUAACCAAUCCAGUAUGCCUCUCCGGAAGACUCAAUCACUGUCUCUCAUUGAUGUUGAAGCAUAUACAAAAUUAUACAAUGAGUUAAAAAACAAAUAUGCACCAUAUUUUGUGCAGAUUUGGCCUGAGAGCACAGAUCCUUUGAAAUUUGUGUUUGAAGAUAUUGCUAUAGCCACUUACUUGCUAUUGAUUUGGAAAGAUGAAAGAGACAAACUAUGUUUAAAUAAAAAACAAACGUUUGUUGAUCUUGGUUGCGGAAAUGGGUUGCUUGUGCACAUUUUGUCAAGUGAAGGACAUCCUGGACGGGGAGUUGAUCUUGUAAAACGCAAAAUCUGGAGUUUGUACAGUCAAAAUACAAUUCUUGAAGAAAAUUCACUACAACCAGAUGAACUUAGGGUUGAUGAAGAUUGGAUAAUUGGCAAUCAUUCAGAUGAGCUUACUCCAUGGAUUCCAGUAAUUGCAUUAAGAUCGUCAUAUUCAACAAGAUAUUUUGUGCUUCCAUGCUGUUUUUUCGAUUUUCACAGCAAGUUUCAUCGCGCAGAUCAAAAAUGUUCACAAUAUUUAACAUAUUUAAAAUAUAUAUUUAACAUUGGUAUUGAGUGUGGUUUUAAUGUCAAUCAAGAUAUCUUGAGAAUUCCAUCAACAAAAAGAAUUUGUCAUAUUGGUGGAGUUAGAUCUUAUCCAAUUGAAGAUCAAUCAAAAUGGGAGUUAAAGGCAUUGCAUCUAACAAGAUUUUCUUUGACACCUGAGUUUAUACCUCGCAAAAUAAACAAUGACCCAAUGAAUUGUAGUCAUAUUAAUAAAGAUAUAGUAGAUUUUAUCAAGAACAAAGUUUUUCAAUAUUUGUUAAACUGUUCAGAGUGUUUACCUAAAAUAACUUUCGAUAGUGCACAACUUACUACAAAAGGAUUUUCAUGGAAUGAAUGGAACUCUGGUGGCACUGUUCAUCUAAAUAAUCUCUCGUUUUUGUUUGACUCUGAAAUACUUCAGAGCUUAAAAUCCCAACAUGGUGGUUUACAAACUCUUCUCAAAAAUCAUAGAAAUGUUUUUAAAGUUGUUAAUGGUAAUGUAUCUAUUCGAGAUUAUCGCUGUGUUGAAGAUUUAAAAAGUUCAAAAAAGUCUUUGUCUAAAAAAAAGGAUACAAAAUCUUUUAAGUCCAAACUGUGUUGGUUUUUUAAUGAACAUCCUCAAGGCUGCGUAUUGUCGAGUCAGCAAUGUUCUUAUGCACACGGUGUUGACGACCUAUGUGGAAGUUAGCGUUUUUUAUUACUCGAAGUAAAAGACAUUAUUUCUUCGCUCAAUAAUCAGUUACAAGAUUAAUUGAUUUAAAAUCACUGACGCGUAAUAAAAAGACGAUUAUCUGCACACUUAUUAAGAACAAAUUGAAGACAAGUCGAUAAAGUCGCUUUCAAAAGUUUUUAUACAGAGAAUGGUCUUAAAUAACGUUCUUUCGCAUGAAUAAUAACUCCGCACAAAAAUGUGCUAAAAUACCAUUUCCACAGUGGAUGAUUUUCCACAGUAAAGUUAUUUUAAACAUCAAUUUACUCACAACAAUAAACUAUAUAGGUGUAGGUAUUAAGGGACAUAAAUACACUCAUCCAUUAAUAAUGUUC